Messenger RNA from Lodderomyces jiufengensis, 231 nucleotides. RefSeq lists its product as uncharacterized. Lineage: Eukaryota; Fungi; Ascomycota; Pichiomycetes; Serinales; Debaryomycetaceae. The record is from RefSeq and is a predicted model, not a curated record. The transcript is spliced from 2 exons. The coding region runs from base 1 to 231 and encodes 76 amino acids.
AUGAAGCUAAUCACAACUGCAAAGGCCAAUGAAGAAAAUAAAGAAAUAAUGAAUAAUGACUUGAUAAUAAAUUACGGAUUAAAGCCGGGUAAGAGUUAUGAUACUGAAAAUAGAGAUGACGACAAGAUGAAUGUUGAUGAUGAUGAAGAAAUUGAAGAUCAAAUGGAAGUUGAUCAUGAAGAAAAAGAAGAAAAUAAAAAUAAAAAACUUCAAUGGAGUUUUAACUACUGA